Mangifera indica (mango) is the source of this 1963-nucleotide messenger RNA. RefSeq names its product equilibrative nucleotide transporter 3-like. NCBI's taxonomy places the organism in Eukaryota, Viridiplantae, Streptophyta, Magnoliopsida, Sapindales, Anacardiaceae. Gene Ontology annotation, molecular function: nucleoside transmembrane transporter activity. Gene Ontology annotation, cellular component: plasma membrane. Bases 421 to 1665 code for a protein of 414 amino acids. Gene Ontology annotation, biological process: nucleoside transmembrane transport. The record is from RefSeq and is a predicted model, not a curated record. The transcript has 11 exons.
GGCAUCUUUUCCCAGCAUUAUUAAUAAAAUGUCCUAUCCGGAAAUAUUGUUCUUGGCCUUGGAUUCAGAUAAAUUUUAACCAUGCAACGUUACUUUAGUAUAUCUGUAUAUGUAAGCCUUGAAAGUCAUAAUCUUCCUCUAAGAUUCUUUUGAUACUCUUUUCUUUUUUUCCUCCAUUCUCCUUCGUUCAGCCUUAGCUAUCAAUCAUUACAUCAACCAACUCGUUUUGAGGAAUCUUUAACCUUUUUCUAUGGACUAUUAGUGUCUGUGCUCAUUUCUGCUUUCACACUUGCACUUCGCACCCAUUCUUUGAAGGAAAAAGCCGCUGUUAGUCUUCAUUAAGACUCUGGAGAAAGUGAGCAUAUUAGCUUCUCAUGUGUUAAUUUUCACUUGUGGCAUUUCAUUUUCAAUGGAGUAGUCAUGACUAUUGCUGAGACGCCAGCAAGGCUUGAGGGAAAGUAUAAAGCACUGGUGGUUUGUUGGGUUCUCGGGUUAGGGAACCUUGUCUCAUGGAACAGUAUGGUAACGAUGCUAGAUUACUAUGAUAAAUUGUUUGAGAAAUACCAUCCUACAAGGUCGCUUACCCUUGUUUAUCUAACAUUUGCGCUUGGGGCCAUCGCAAUUCUAGCAUACAAUGAAUCCAGGGUUGAUACUAGACCGAGGAACUUGACUGGUUACACUAUUUUCUUUGCAAGUUCUUUAGCACUCAUUCUUUUGGAUUUAGCCACAUCUGGGAAAGGAGGGAUUGGACCUUUUCUUGGUGUAUGUGCAUUUGUUGCUUGUUUUGGAGUAGCAGAUGCCCUCGUUCAGGGUGGAAUGGUUGGUGACUUAUCCUUUAUGCGUCCUGAACUCAUGCAGUCUUUUCUUGCUGGUUUGGCCGCAUCAGGAGCUCUUACCUCAGCUUUGAGGCUAAUAACAGUCGCAGCCUUUGAAAAAUAUCAUAAUGGUCUUCGAAAUGGAGUUAUGUUAUUUCUUGCAAUAUGCACCUUCUUUGAGUUUCUCUGCAUUCUGCUAUACGCAUUUCUCUUCCCUAAACUGCCAAUAGUGAAGUAUUUCCGCUCCAAGGCUGCAUUAGAAGGAUCAAAAACAGUUUCAGCUGACCUUGCAGCUGCUGGCAUCCAAGCAAAAAUUGAGAAUGAAGCUAUUCAGCAGCAACGGCUAAGCAUUAAGCAACUAUUAUUCCAGAAUAUAGAUUAUGCACUUGACCUAUUUCUGAUAUAUGUGCUGACAUUGUCCAUUUUUCCUGGUUUCUUGUUUGAAAAUACGGGACAUCACCACCGCUUAGGUGACACCUGGUAUCCACUCGUUCUAAUCGCAGCAUACCAGGUGUGGGAGCUAAUAUCAAGAUACAUCCCCCUUGUGAAAUGUCUGAAGUUGGAAUCCAGAAAAUGCCUUAUGAUUGCAACUCUUGCUCGUUUCCUCCUUGUUCCCACAUUCUACUUCACUGCAAAAUAUGCAGAUCAGGGAUGGAUGAUCAUGCUUACUUCCUUCUUGGGGAUCACAAACGGUUAUCUAACUGUGUGUGUUCUUACAGCAGCACCCAAAGGUUACAAGGGACCUGAGCAAAAUGCCUUGGGAAAUAUACUAGUGUUAUGUGCAUUAAGUGGCGUAUUUGCUGGAGUUGCUCUUGACUGGCUAUGGCUCAUUGGUAAUCAAAGCUUUUAAGAAGAAAGGUCUUUAUCUUAUUACCCUCAAGAAAGUUGAUGCAAGCUACAGAACAAGGGGAGCAUGAAAUUGCACUAUAUAGAAGGGAAUAAGGCUGCCUUUAAUGGGGUCAACAGGAAGUUGCCAUCCUCCAUCUCAAUUUCCAAAGAAUGUAUUGUAGAUAAAUCUUAUAACCCUACCCAUCUUGUACUCCUGGCAACCCAUUUCUUUCUUUGUUUUCUUUCAAGUCUGCGCAAUAAGUCAAUAUUUCCAAUCAAUGUGUGAUUAUGAUGUCUAUUGAAAGAGCCAAAUUUACUGU